Striga hermonthica is the source of this 705-nucleotide messenger RNA. Lineage: Eukaryota; Viridiplantae; Streptophyta; Magnoliopsida; Lamiales; Orobanchaceae. The record is from the annotation of a GenBank genome assembly.
AUGCCGCAGCAAAACAUGAAUGUAGGUAAUGAAAAUUGCUUGCCGAUACGCUGUCAAGAUAAAAUUAGGAACAUUGUGAAAGUAACGACUGGGGCAGACAAGAUGAUGGUUGCACCAGGGUCCCUUGGUAGUUUCCUCAUAAUGAAGGAGCAACUAAGAACAAAUAUUCAACUAUCCAAGCAAAAUGGCCUUUUAAACCAGCCAGUGGACAACUCACAAAAGCCGCCAGCAAUCUAUUCAAGAGUGCGUGAAAAGGAAGAUGAUAAAGGUCGUAGGUUUGGUUUAGUUGAUGAAGAUGAGGACUUCCCAAGCUCGGGUGAUGAUUAUGUUGUUGAAGAACAAGUAGAUUCAACUCGACUUGCCAACAAUAUCAAUGAAAACACCCAAGCCUGGGCCAAUCUCGAGCUUGAUGCCGAGAACGAGCCCAAAAAAGCCCACGACAAGGUGAAGGAUUCUGAGGAGUAUCUGGACUCGAUGAUGGACAACGCCAAGGUCGAAUUCUGCCAGUUCGAGGAGGAGAUGGACCAAGCUGCGGAGGCAAUGCACGAUAACUUCGUCACCCGAAAAUUGGGGAAAAAUCUGGAAAAGGCCGCGACUUUUGCUUCUAAGAGGUAUAUUGAGGCGGCUGUUUAUUUUCCUACUGCUUCUAUGAGAUCUGCUGUCAGGGCAAUCUUGUCCAACUCUAACAAUGUUCAUUCUUCUUAG